Synchiropus splendidus (mandarinfish) is the source of this 748-nucleotide messenger RNA. RefSeq names its product peptidylprolyl isomerase Aa (cyclophilin A) (gene ppiaa). Gene Ontology annotation, cellular component: intracellular membrane-bounded organelle. Lineage: Eukaryota; Metazoa; Chordata; Actinopteri; Syngnathiformes; Callionymidae. Gene Ontology annotation, biological process: protein peptidyl-prolyl isomerization; protein folding. Gene Ontology annotation, molecular function: peptidyl-prolyl cis-trans isomerase activity. The transcript has 4 exons. The record is from RefSeq and is a predicted model, not a curated record. Bases 93 to 587 code for a protein of 164 amino acids.
AUAAGUAAUUUCCCAGCCUGCACCUCUUCCUCGGUUCUUUGUGAGCCACCGCUCUCUGUCGCUCCGUACCGCACCAAUCCUCUUCCGCUGCAAUGGCCAGACCCCGUGUCUUCUUCGACAUCUCCGCAGGCGGAGCUCCGGUUGGACGCGUCGUGAUCGAGCUCCGCAAUGACGUGGUGCCGAAGACAGCCGAGAACUUCCGGGCCCUCUGCACUGGAGAGAAGGGCUUCGGCUACAAGGGCUCCACCUUCCACCGAGUCAUCCCGGACUUCAUGUGCCAGGGUGGCGACUUCACCAACCACAACGGAACUGGGGGCAAGUCCAUCUACGGCAACAAGUUCGAGGAUGAGAACUUCACCCUGAAGCACACCGGGCCUGGAAUCCUGUCCAUGGCCAACGCUGGCCCCAACACCAACGGCUCGCAGUUCUUCAUCUGCACUGUCAAGACCACGUGGCUGGACGGGAAGCACGUGGUGUUCGGCAGCGUGGUGGAGGGCAUGGACGUCAUCAAGAAGGUGGAGAGUUACGGUACUUCCAGUGGGAAGACCUCAAAGCGAAUUGAGAUCGCCGACUGUGGUCAGCUGUGAUGAGUGACACGCCUCCCCUCCCCUUACUCCAGUCUACAUUCCUGAUGUUGGAGCUCCGCCCCUUUUGUAUUCUGUUUCUGCAUCUGACUUCAGUUUCUGUUGCAUUAACUGCCCAAACGUUUCGUUGAGUCAAGAGAUGAAUAAACAUAAAGUUGCCUUCA